Messenger RNA from Pneumocystis murina B123, 1082 nucleotides. RefSeq names its product cell differentiation protein rcd1. Gene Ontology annotation, cellular component: CCR4-NOT complex; P-body; CCR4-NOT core complex. The transcript has 3 exons. The record is from RefSeq and is a predicted model, not a curated record. Gene Ontology annotation, biological process: mRNA catabolic process; negative regulation of translation. Bases 45 to 1082 code for a protein of 345 amino acids. Lineage: Eukaryota; Fungi; Ascomycota; Pneumocystomycetes; Pneumocystales; Pneumocystaceae.
AAAAAAAAUAAUUAAUAAACUUAAUAGUUGUUGCAUUAUAUUCGAUGAUUUCACCCGUAUCUGGAUCGGCUUUUGGAUCUUCUCAGUAUUUGCAUUAUUCUAUUCCAAAGACUCAACAACAAAUGAUUUCUGAUGCAUUUAAUACUACAAAUUUUCCACUUUCUAGAACAAGUCCAGGGUUUGGGACUUCUGCUGCAUUUGGAAAUGCAUUUUUAGGUUCUCGUGGAGAUGAUGGACAUCAAAAUUUACCUGAUAAUAUAAAAAUGUAUAAUUGGAUUAUAGAACUUAUAAGUGGGAAUGUUGGAAGAGAGCAUGCGCUCCUUGAAUUAAGUAAGAAGCGUGAACAGUUUGAUGAUCUUGCUUUUAUUUUAUGGCAUUCUUUUGUUAAAAUAGGCGUAAUGACAAGUUUGCUUCAAGAAAUUGUUUCAGUUUAUCCUCUUUUACUUUCUCCACAGCUUACAUCACAUGCUUCAAAUCGUGUGUGCAAUGCUCUUGCUUUAUUACAGUGUAUUGCAUCUCAUAAUGAAACACGAACUCUCUUUCUUAAUGCUCAUAUUCCUCUUUUUUUAUAUCCUUUUAUGAGUACUACAUCCAAAUCUCGGCCAUUUGAAUAUUUGAGAUUGACAUCAUUGGGUGUUAUUGGAGCUUUAGUAAAAAAUGAUUCUACUGAAGUAAUAAACUUUUUGCUUUCUACUGAGAUCAUUCCUCUUUGUCUUCGUAUUAUGGAGACGGGUUCUGAAUUAAGCAAAACUGUUGCUAUUUUUAUUGUACAAAAAAUAUUAACUGAUGAUAUGGGUCUUGCAUACAUUUGUCAAACGUAUGAAAGAUUUUAUUCAGUGGGUACUGUUUUAAGUAAUAUGGUGAGUCAACUUGUUGAAAAUCAAGUUCAUCGUCUUUUAAAGCAUGUUGUUCGAUGUUAUUUGCGAUUAAGUGAUAAUCCAAGAGCUCGAGAAGCUUUGCGUCAGUGUUUGCCCGAGCCUUUAAGAGAUGCAACAUUUUCUAAUAUACUCAAGGAUGAUUUAUCUACGAAACGUGCAUUGGCACAACUUUUAGUUAAUUUAUCUGAUAGUGUUAUUGGGUAA